AUGUUACUUAAUGUACCACCAUCUAGUAAAGACAAUUCAAAUAGUUUUAAUACUGAAUUUGAUCUAAAGAAAAAAAUUGGUGAAGGAACGUUUUCCGAUGUUUGGCUUUGUGUACAACGAAACAACAAACGAGAAUAUGCGGCAAAAGUAUUGAAAAAAAAUUAUGGAUGUACAGUUGACGCUGACACAUGGAACUCUAUAUCCGAAGUGAAUGUAUCAAACUCGGUAGGAAAACAUCCAUUUUUAAUUAUGCUAGAAGCCGCAUACCACGAAAAAGAAACAGGAAAAAUUAUUUUAGUGUCAGAACUAAUGAAAAAAUCAUUAUACGAUAUCAUAGAAAACGGAGAAUGUCCUCUAUCAGAUAAUAGAAUUAAAACUUAUAUGUAUCAAAUGUUAGAAGGUUUGAGAUAUCUGCACGAAAAUGGCUUUAUCCAUAGGGAUAUCAAGCCAGAAAACAUUUUGCUAAGAUCGCGGGACAGGCUAUUGAAAAUUGGCGAUUUUGGAACCACGUGUCAUUACACUAGUGGCCAUCCGUACACAGAGUACGUGGCAACUAGAUGGUAUCGCUCACCCGAAUGCUUGUUAACACGGGGUUGGUACAAUUCAAAGAUGGAUAUUUGGGCUACGGGAUGUGUACUUUAUGAAAUAGCCACCGGUCACCCGUUGUUCGAUGGUCGAGACGAAAAUGAUCAGAUGGAAAAGGUUGACUAUGUAUUAGGCAGCCCAGACCAAAGAUUAAUUAAUAAAUUUAAGAAACAUAAAUCUGACGUGUUCAUCGCACGAUACGAGAUCAAACGAAAUGAAAGAACCGCUGGAGUUGGACUGCAUUCAGUGUACCAACCAUACCGGCCGGCAUAUGAAUUAAUCAAAGAUAUGGUAGUUUAUGAUCCAUCCAAAAGGUACUCGGCAGAUCGAUUAUUACGAAAGGCAUACUUUUAUGAUAUUAAGAAUACUGGGUAUGAAUAUAAAAUGAGAGAGUUUGACAAAUUCCUAAGAAAUAAAACAAUAAUCACCUUAUUCGAUAACAAGCAAAUAUCGAACUCAACAAUUAACAGACAGUCUUCGUUAAUUAAAAAACAAGGCCCAGGUGGUGAUCGCUUACAAAAUUUGCAGACACGUUCGGGAAAUGCUGAAAUAUUUGAUAGAUUAUCUGAUAUAAGUCAAAAAAUAGAGCAAACUAAAUUGGAUAAAAAUAAGUCAAAUUCGAACAAAAUAUGUUCAAAGGUCAAUAUGAAAAAAUCUAUAAUUAUCCAAGAACCAGAGAAUACCUACCAAGAAAAUAAAAAACCAAAUCCAUCGAAUAAAUAUUCAAAGACUAAUACAAAAGAUAUUCCUUCAGUUAAACAAAUGUUGACAACUUCAGUAUCGACUUUAAACAAAGGCUCAGUAAUAAAAAUUGUUAAAAAUAAAUUGGUAAACCGUCCACCGUUCAGAUGA
Molecule: messenger RNA, 1437 nt
Organism: Rhopalosiphum padi (bird cherry-oat aphid)
Lineage: Eukaryota; Metazoa; Arthropoda; Insecta; Hemiptera; Aphididae
Product: MAPK/MAK/MRK overlapping kinase-like
Exons: 3
Coding region: 1-1437 (478 amino acids)
Biological process (GO): protein phosphorylation; intracellular signal transduction
Cellular component (GO): cytoplasm; nucleus
Molecular function (GO): protein serine/threonine kinase activity; ATP binding
Source: RefSeq, a predicted model, not a curated record